This is a messenger RNA of Paramecium pentaurelia, 567 nucleotides long. The record is from the annotation of a GenBank genome assembly. Lineage: Eukaryota; Ciliophora; Oligohymenophorea; Peniculida; Parameciidae.
AUGUAGGAAAAACAAAAUGAAAUAUUUGAAAUUCUUCAAAAAUAAGUAGAUGAAAGAAAAUAAAAGAAAAAGUAAGAAAUGUUUUAACUAAAGAAAUAAAAAAUAGCAGAAAUUUAUUAAGACAAAAAAAAACUUGUAAAUAAUGCAAUUUACUAUUAUUUGGAUAGACUGAUGGUCUAGCUAAACAUCCUUAUUAAUUUUAUCCAGGAAAAGGAGUUGGAUAAUUUUUCUAGAAAAGUGACUUUCUCUUACCUAAAUAACAAAAAUCAGGUUUAGAAAGAAUUCAAAGUGCAUGGCUACCAACCUAUACUCAUUCUCGAUUAAUCAGUGCUACACCAUUUGAUACAGAGCCUUUUCCUCGUCCUCCAUCAGUAAAAGAGAAAGUUUGGAGACCGUUCUCAUCUUAACCGAAUAAGCUGAACAUGAUAUAAUUAGUACCUCAUAGUCCAAAAGAAGAUGCAUUAACUCCCAAGAAGAAUUCAAUGACCUUUGAUACAGGUGAAAAACUAGUACAAAUGAAACCAUUUUAACCAACCAGAAGAAUAUUUAGUGCAUUUCCAAAAUGAU